Messenger RNA from Aureobasidium vineae, 780 nucleotides. The record is from the annotation of a GenBank genome assembly. NCBI's taxonomy places the organism in Eukaryota, Fungi, Ascomycota, Dothideomycetes, Dothideales, Saccotheciaceae.
AUGGUCAAACCACUCAGUUUCAAGGGCGACAAGAAGGUCAAGAAGCGCAAGCGCACUCGAGACGAAGAUGUAGACGGCGAUGGCCCUGCGGCGAAGGACAUGAAGGCUGGCGCAUCGCAGCAGCAGGAUGACGACGAAUCGUGGGUGUCUGCAGAUGCAGUGAGCGACGUCUCAGGCCCCGUCAUAUUUGUGCUGCCGACCAAGCCGCCGACCUGUUUGGCUUGCGAUGCCAAUGGCAAGGUGUUUGCCAGUGCGCUCGAGAACAUGGUCGACGAGUCGCCCUCGACGGCCGAGCCACACGACGUUAGGCAAGUCUUCGUAGCAAACCGCAUCGCAGGCACCGACACGUUUAGCUUCAAGGGACAUCAUGGCAACGACAAGUUUGGCGUUCUCUCAGCCACACGCGACGCGAUUUCAUCCGAAGAGCAAUUCACAUUGCUGCCGUCCGACUCUCUCCUCUUCAGCAUACGCACAACACGCGACAAGCUCCUCUCUGCUACCAGCGACAAGACGGUCGAGAUCAGAGCCGACGCCGACGACGACUCCAGCCCAACAUGUGCCAUCAGGCUGCGCAUGCAAGCACGCUUCAAGCCUGUCCACAAGGCUGCCAAGGAGGAGAAGGCCAAUGAGAAGAUCAGCAGAGCCCAACUCGAGCAAGCCGUUGGUCGCAAGCUUGAAGACAACGAGGUCAAGCUCUUGAAGAAGGCCUGGAGAGAUGGCACAUAUCACGAAGCUUUGCUUGACGUCAAAGUCAAGGGCAAACAUGACAAGUUCGCCUGA